GUUAUCAUUUUUACUUUAAAAUUUGAGGUCCAACAUAAAGUUGGAGUGGCCUUACUGAGGAGCUUGCCGUUCUGUUUAGGUGGCAGGACACCAUGGGCAGAAAGCUGCGACACGUGCUGAUUUUCCUUCUCAUCAUCCUGAAGGAGCCCAACACGCCGGAUUCAUUAGGUAACUGUAAUUGUGAAACAAUUGCUGAUUGCGACUGUAAACCAUCAUCACAGCACUGCAGAAAGGGCCUCACCAGCAUCCCUCAGAAACUACCAACAUCCCUUUCUUUGUUAGAUUUAAGAUUGAACCAGAUAACUAAAAUCCAUUCUGGUGCAUUCACCAAUCUUCCCAAGCUACAAGAGUUGCCCCUGGAAGGCAACCAGAUAACUACCAUCCCUCCUGGUACAUUUGCUAAUCUGCCAGAGCUACAAUAUUUAUUCCUUCAAAGAAACAAGAUAACUACCAUCCAUCCUGGUGCAUUUACUAAUCUUCCCCAGCUACAAAAGUUGUCCCUGUCCUACAACCAGAUAACUACCAUCCAUUCUGGUGCAUUCACCAAUCUGCCCAAGCUACAAGGGUUGCCCCUGGAAGACAACCAGAUAACUACCAUCCCUCCUGGUACAUUUGCUAAUCUGCCAGAGCUACAACAUUUAUUCCUUCAAGGAAACCAGAUAACUACCAUCCAUUCUGGUGCAUUUGUAAAUCUGCCCCAGCUACAAAAGUUGUCUCUCAGAUCGAACCAGAUAACUACAAUCCAUUCUGGUGCAUUUGCAAAUCUGACACAGCUACAAAGUGUCAACACCUUCAGUUAG
Molecule: messenger RNA, 800 nt
Organism: Branchiostoma belcheri (Belcher's lancelet)
Lineage: Eukaryota; Metazoa; Chordata; Leptocardii; Amphioxiformes; Branchiostomatidae
Product: leucine-rich repeat-containing protein 15-like
Exons: 3
Coding region: 93-800 (235 amino acids)
Cellular component (GO): plasma membrane
Molecular function (GO): protein binding
Source: RefSeq, a predicted model, not a curated record